This is a messenger RNA of Nilaparvata lugens (brown planthopper), 3402 nucleotides long. RefSeq names its product ATPase ASNA1 homolog. Gene Ontology annotation, molecular function: ATP binding; ATP hydrolysis activity. Lineage: Eukaryota; Metazoa; Arthropoda; Insecta; Hemiptera; Delphacidae. Bases 219 to 1259 code for a protein of 346 amino acids. The record is from RefSeq and is a predicted model, not a curated record. Gene Ontology annotation, cellular component: GET complex. The transcript has 7 exons. Gene Ontology annotation, biological process: post-translational protein targeting to endoplasmic reticulum membrane.
GUGACAAGAAGAGUCGUCAGCAUCUUGAAUUUUUCUGGAAAUCCGGAAUCAACACUAUAAAGGAGUCUCAGCCUAUUUCCUAUUCCUAUUUUGCUUCAUUGGUGUUCAUUUUGCAUUUUAACGUAAUUAAUGUCUAAAUCACUUAUUCAGGUAUUUUGAUCAGAGAAAUGCGAUUUUAAUUAUUGUUAUUAAUAAUAUUAAAACAAUUUCUAGUUAUAAUGUCAAGCAGUAAUGGGGGUUCAACUUCUAAUAACGUCGAGGAAGAUAUGUGCGAUAUGGAGCCAUUGGAACCAUCACUGAAAAAUGUAAUUGAACAGACUUCAUUGAAAUGGGUCUUUGUAGGAGGAAAAGGUGGCGUUGGAAAAACAACAUGCAGUUGCAGUUUGGCCGUGCAGUUGUCGAAAGUGAGAGAUAGUGUUUUAAUUAUAUCUACUGAUCCUGCUCAUAAUAUAUCAGAUGCAUUCGAUCAGAAAUUCUCCAAGGUACCUACGAAAGUCAAUGGCUUCACAAAUCUCUUUGCCAUGGAAAUCGAUCCUAAUGUUGGCUUCAACGAACUGCCUGAUGAAUAUUUCGAGGGGGAAAGUGAAGCGAUGAGAUUGAGUAAAGGAGUGAUGCAAGAAAUCGUCGGUGCCUUCCCUGGCAUUGACGAGUCGAUGAGUUAUGCUGAAGUUAUGAAAUUGGUGAAGGGCAUGAACUUCUCUGUGGUGGUGUUUGACACAGCGCCUACCGGCCACACUCUCCGUCUUCUGUCCUUUCCUCAGGUUGUUGAACGAGGACUUGGAAAACUUCUCAGGUUCAAAAUGAAAAUUAGUCCGUUCAUAACACAGAUUGGCGCAAUGCUUGGGAUGAGGGAUUUUAAUGCUGAUUCACUCUCUCAAAAAAUGGAAGAAAUGCUUACUGUCAUCAGACAAGUGAAUGAGCAGUUCCGAAACCCGGAGCAAACGACAUUUGUGUGCGUGUGUAUAGCUGAGUUCCUGUCUUUAUACGAAACUGAGCGACUGGUGCAGGAGCUGACCAAGUGCGGCAUCGACACGCACAACAUCAUCGUCAACCAGCUGCUCUUCCCCCCCGAUGGCCAGGCCCCCUGUCGCAUGUGCUCUGCAAGGUGCAAGGUGCAGGCCAAGUACUUGGAUCAGAUAAACGAUCUCUAUGAAGAUUUCCAUGUAACAAAAUUGCCGUUACUAGAUCAUGAAGUCAGAGGGCCGUUUCAAGUGAAAGAGUUUUCAGAGAAUCUUGUGAAGCCUUAUUUUCCGAAAUAACUCAAAUCGAUAAAAUACUAUCUAGUUAUAAUAAACAAUUCAUCACUGGGCCGUCAAAUAUUAAAUCAAUUGUGGGGCUUGAAUCAUCAAAUGAUUUCAAUCCUGAUGCAAAUAAUAUUAUGGAAUAAUAAUACAUUCUUUUCUAAUUUAUCAUAUUUACAUUAUACUUACUUCAGAUACCAAAAACGUGUAUUUAUUUCAUGUAGUCGAUUAUAAGAGCAAUUUUCAACAAGAUUGUUGAUGAUACCUGCAAAAAUGUCAGACAAUUGAGUGAAGGUUUAUUGAAAGUUGGAACUUCUUUCCACCCAGUGUUAAAAUCUUUCAAAUCAAGAAUAUAAUUACUAUUUAUGUAAAUGUUGAACUAUUUUGAAAAGAGUAGAUGAAGAAUAUUUUUUAAUUAUUUCAACAAUAUUACUGUAAGUCCUUGAACUUCUUAAUGAAUUGAAUUCGAUUAAAAUCAUUAUUAUAUACUUGAAAGUAGUUUCAUUAUUUUAUAUUAAUCAUCAUUUCCGUUCAGAACUAAUAUAUUGCAAGUGGAUAAUGUUUAUUUCAAUGGAAUUUAAUUGAAAAGUUUGAGGACUUGGAUUAUUAAUAUUGUUGAAAGAAUGAAAUAAUACGAUUACCGUAAACAUGUGAAUUCAACUACCGCUUUCCUCAUAUCAUGAUUUCAACGAGUUUGUUCCAUUUAAAUGAAAGUUUGAGACAUCUCUUUAUCAAGGAAAAAUACUUGUAUACUUACAUUAUCAGUAUGUGAAUAUAGCUCAAAUUUUGAAAGAACACAAAAAUGUAAUUGUAACUUUCUACAAAGGAUACUUACAAAAUAUUUCCUUUGCACUUCAUCAAUCUUACUUCAUUCUUUGAUUUAUCAAACACCUCACUCUUAAUCAAACUUUAUUCCAAAAUCGUUUGAAAUGAAUAGGCAUUCUGGUUCAACAUAGUUUAUUGGUCCGAUAUCAAGAGAAUAUUUAUUACAUAACAAAUUUAUUCACACCCACAUUCAAGUUUCAUUGAACACUCAACAAUUAGAUUUAAAAUAUACAUUACAUCCAACAAUGAAUAGUUACCAAAUAUAUUUCAUUAGGCUUCAAUAUAAUUAUCAAGAAGAUAUUGAAGAGAUGUCUACUGUAUUCCGUAACCUUGCAAAACAUCAUUCAUAAAAUUAACCAGCUAAUAUACGCCAGCAGUAUUAUAAUAUUAUUUUAGCUCAUAACUGAAAUAUACAUUUAUUUUCCACCUUUAAUUGAUACAAAUGAUAUCUGUUUAGCCUGUCACUGGGAAUAUUACGGAUGAGCAACAUCUCUUUUUAGGAUAGAGUUGAAUCAUAAUAUAUUUUUAAAAUAGCAUUUCCCAUUAUUAAGAAAGUUAUAAAUAUUUAUGAAGUACUUGAAAAACUAAUUUUCAGAUUUGUGGUAAGACAUAGAAACCUCUUCCAGGCAUGAAAUUCAAUACUGUUAAUGUUUUUAUCAAGUGGAAGAUUGUGUGAAAAUAGAUUGCUUUUGAAUUGGAAUUGAUUGUCUUUUGUCAUGAAAGUAGAAUAACAUCAAUAGUAGAGGUUACAUAAGAGAAUAUAUUUAUGUACAAAAAUAGCUGAGUUGCUACACAUCAAAUUCGUUACAAGCUAUUGUAUCUUUACAUCAUUAGGCUAUAGCAAUAGAAUAUCUGAUUGAUUCAAAGAAAGUGCAUCAUGAGAAGAAUGCCAAAAAUCGUGAAAAUGUUUUCGGAAGUAGUUUCAAGUCAGUUUUUCAUAUUGAACACAGCGAACAAUGAACUUCUAGCAUUGUCAAUUUCUCAAAUUCAAUAUUCCAAUCAUCAGCUACAAUAGAAAUGCUUAUUUUAUAAUAAUCAAUCAAUAUUGUACAUCACUAAUCUAAUUUCAGUCAGAAGAGUACUGUAUUGACUUUCAAAGUGAGACUGUACAAGCCAAGUAAUUUUCUGCUAUUUUGAAAAUUAAAUUCAAAAUCUUUAUUUUAAGAUUAUCACAAAUUAAGGAAGGCUUUCUAACUGUACCUAUGUAGUAGGUUAACUAACAGCAAUAUUGACUAUCUUGAUGACCAUUGAGAUUAUCAAACAGUACUCGAAUGUACCCAUAGACCAUGGUCGUCGAACACAUUAUUCUGAGUAAAGCUACUUGAAAAGAAAUAUA